Messenger RNA from Ailuropoda melanoleuca (giant panda), 3811 nucleotides. RefSeq names its product immunoglobulin superfamily member 9 (gene IGSF9). Gene Ontology annotation, molecular function: protein binding. Gene Ontology annotation, cellular component: neuron projection. The record is from RefSeq and is a predicted model, not a curated record. Lineage: Eukaryota; Metazoa; Chordata; Mammalia; Carnivora; Ursidae.
GGGAGUCUGGGGGCGCGGAGCAAGCAGGCUUGGCGGUACCGUGGGAUUCUUUGGGCAGCAGAACUAGAGUUCUGGGGACUGAAGUGGGAUUUUUGGUGGGCGGGUGUGUGGGGGGUUCCCCGAGACCCGGAGGCGUCUGGAGAUCUGGCGGUGCUACGGGGAGCGGCUUCCUCGGGUGUGAUGUGCCCCAAGCCCUAAUCAGCCAGAAGAGUGAGAGCUGAACCCUGCCACCCGAUCAGAAGGCUCUGUGGGGCUUGCUGGGCUGUGGACACCCUGGGCCCCUCCAUCUGGGCCCCCGUGGGUAGGAGGGGCCGGGCGAGCAGGCAGCUGGGCUAUGGUGCGGUGCCUCGGUGUGGCCAUUCUCAGCCUGGUCAUCAGCCGGGGGGCUGACGGUCGAGGGAAGCCUGAGGUGGUGUCAGUGGUGGGCCGGGCUGGCGAGAGUGCGGUGCUGGGCUGUGACCUGCUGCCCCCGGCUGGCCGGCCCCCCCUGCAUGUCAUCGAGUGGCUGCGCUUUGGAUUCCUGCUUCCCAUCUUCAUCCAGUUUGGCCUCUACUCUCCCCGCAUCGACCCUGAUUACGCGGGGCGAGUCCGGCUGCAGAAGGGGGCAUCUCUCCAGAUUGAGGGGCUCCGAGCAGAAGACCAGGGCUGGUAUGAGUGCCGAGUGCUCUUCCUGGACCAGCACAGCCCUGAGGACGACUCUGCUAACGGCUCCUGGGUGCACCUCACAGUCCAUUCGCCCCCUCAAUUCCUGGAGACACCUCCCCAGGUGCUGGAAGUUCGGGAACUGGAGGCUGUGACCCUGCGUUGUGUGGCCCGGGGCAGCCCGCAGCCUCAUGUGACUUGGAAGCUCAGAGGAGAGGACCUUGGCCAGGGCCAGGGUCAGGUGCAAGUGCAGAAUGGGACGCUGUGGAUCCGGCAGGUGGAGCGAGGCAGCUCCGGAGUCUACACCUGCCAGGCCUCCAGCACCGAGGGCAGCGCCUCCCACGCCACCCAGCUGCUGGUGCUAGGUCCCCCAGUCAUUGUGGUGCCCCCCAAGAACAGCACGGUCAAUGCCUCCCAGGAUGUUUCCUUGGCUUGCCGGGCUGAGGCGUACCCCACUAACCUCACCUAUAGCUGGUUCCAGGACAGCACCAAUGUAUUCCACAUUAGCCGCCUGCAGCCCCGAGUGCGGAUCCUGGUGGACGGAAGCCUUCGGCUGCAGGCCACCCAGCCCGAUGACGCGGGCCGCUACACCUGCGUGCCCAGCAACGGCCUCCUGCGCCCGCCCUCGGCCUCUGCCUACCUCACUGUGCUCUACCCAGCCCAGGUGACAACAAUGCCUCCUGAGACGCCCCUGCCUGUAGGCAUGCGGGGGGUGAUCCGGUGCCCGGUCCGUGCCAACCCCCCACUGCUCUUUGUCAGCUGGACCAAGGAUGGGCAGGCCCUACAGCUGGAUAAGCUCCCCGGCUGGUCCCAGGGCCCGGAGGGCUCACUGAUCAUUGCCCUGGGGAACGAGGACGCUCUGGGAGAAUACUCCUGCACCCCCUACAACAGUCUCGGUACCGCAGGGCCCUCCCCGGUGACCCGUGUGCUGCUCAAGGCUCCCCCAGCUUUUCUAGAACGGCCCAAGGAAGAAUACUUCCAAGAAGUAGGGCGGGAGCUACUCAUCCCCUGCUCUGCCCAAGGAGACCCCCCUCCUGCUAUCUCUUGGGCCAAGGUGGGCCGGGGGCUGCAGGGCCAGGCCCAGGUGGACAGCAACAGUAGCCUCAUCCUGCGGCCAUUGACCAAGGAGGCCCAUGGGCGCUGGGAGUGCACUGCCAGCAACACUGUGGCCCGAGUGGCCACCUCCACACAUGUCUACGUGCUGGGCACCAGCCCCCAUGUUGUCACCAAUGUGUCCGUGGUGCCUUUGCCCAAGGGUGCCAAUGUCUCCUGGGAGCCUGGCUUUGAUGGCGGCUAUCUGCAGAGAUUCAGUGUCUGGUAUACCCCACUGGCCAAGCGUCCUGACCGAACCCACCAUGACUGGGUGUCCCUGGCAGUGCCUGUGGGGGCUGCUUACCUCCUCGUGCCAGGGCUGCAGCCCCAUACCCAGUACCAGUUCAGCGUCCUAGCUCAGAACAAGCUGGGCAGCGGGCCCUUCAGCGAGAUCGUCUUGUCUGCCCCUGAAGGACUUCCCACCACACCAGCUGCCCCCAGGCUUCCGACGACUGAGAUGCCCCCUCCCCUGUCACCUCCCCGAGGCCUGGUGGCAAUGAGAACACCCCGGGGGGUGCUCCUGCAUUGGGAUCCCCCGGAACUGGUCCCUGAGAUGCUGGAUGGCUACGUCCUGGAGGGACGGCAAGGCUCCCAGGGCUGGGAGGUGCUGGACCGGGCCGUGGCCGGCACGGAAAUGCAGCUGCUGGUGCCAGGACUCAUCAAGGACGUUCUCUAUGAGUUCCGCCUCGUGGCCCUCGCGGGUAGCUAUGUCAGCGAUCCCAGCAACACGGCCAACGUCUCCACUUCCGGCCUGGAGGUCUACCCCUCGCGCACGCAGCUGCCAGGCCUCCUGCCCCAGCCGGUCCUGGCCGGCGUGGUGGGCGGGGUCUGCUCCCGCCGUCGCCGCAAGCGCCUCCGCCAAGAUGCGCCUCUUAUCUUCUCUCCGCCCGGGAAGUCAGCUCCACACUCGGCUCCAGGCUCCGGCAGCCCUGAUAGUGUGGUGAAGCUGAAGCUGCAGGGUUCCCCAGUCCCCAGCCUGCGCCAGAGUCUGCUCUGGGGGGAGCCCGCUGGCCCCCCCAGUCCCCCUCCGGAUCCUCCACCUAGUCGGGGGCCUUUACCCCUGGAGCCCAUUUGCCGAGGACCAGAUGGCCGCUUUGUCAUGGCACCCAACGUGGGGACCCCCCAAGAAAGGUCAGGCUCUGAGCGAGCUGAACCUCGGACCCCGGCCCAACACCAGGCCAGGUCCUAUGACUGCAGCAGCAGCAGCCCCAGUGGGAUGCCCCAGCCUCUCUGCAUUGCAGACAUCAGCCCUGUGGGGCCCCCUCCUGCAGCCCCUCCUAGUCCUCUGCCUGGCCCAGGACCCUUGCUCCAGUACCUGAGCCUGCCGUUCUUCCGGGAGAUGAAUGUGGACGGGGACUGGCCCCCUUUUGAGGAGCCCACCCCUGCUCCACCCCCAGAUUACAUGGAUACCCGGCCCUGCCCCACCUCCUCUCUCCUUCACCCCCUGGACUCCGACACUGUGUCCCCCAGAGCAGCGCUUCCUGGGGCAGUGAUUGGGGCCGGGGCCACCACAGAGCCCCUGUACACAGCGCUGGCCGACUGGACGCUGAGGGACCGGCUGCUGCCAAGCCUUCUCCCUGCAGCCCCUCGGGGCAGCCUCACCAGCCAGAGCAGUGGGCGGGGCAGCGCCUCCUUCCUUCGGCCCCCCUCUACGGCCCCCUCUGCAGGAGGGAGCUACCUCAGCCCUGCUCCGGGAGACACCAGCAGCUGGGCCAGUGGCCCUGAGAAGUGGCCCCGAAGGGAGCAUGUGGUGACAGUCAGCAAGAGGAGGAACACGUCUGUGGAUGAGAACUAUGAGUGGGACUCAGAAUUCCCUGGGGACAUGGAAUUGCUGGAGACUCUGCACCUGGGUUUGGCUGGCCCUCGACCCCGACCUGAAGCAGAGCCAGAGCUAGAUGUGAAGACUCCCGAGGAGGGCGGCCUCCCGAACACGGCCCAUGCUCCGGGCCCUGAAGCCCGCUGCGCUGCCCUCCGGGAGGAAUUCCUGGCUUUCCGGCGCCGCCGAGAUGCUACUAGGGCCCGGUUACCCGUCUAUAGACAGCCAGUUCCCCAUCCUGAACAGGCCACUCUGCUGUGA